AUGUUCAAGCUCGCUUUGGCAACUUUGGUGGCGGUGUUUGGAAUGAUUUCCACGCAGCCACCGCCACCGGAUGCGUCCUGCUUCCAACGGGGUGCGGUAACGGCCGAGGACUGUUGUCAGAUACCGAAGAUGGUCGAUACGGCCGUGAUGGAUAAGUGUCGGGCGGACAAUCCCCGGUCCGAGCAGAUGCCUGCGCCGGGCGUCCCGAAGACGGAGGGUUGUUGCGUUAUGCAAUGCAUCCUGACGGAGACGGGUGGAUUCGCGAACAACGCUCUCAACACGGACGCGAUCAAACGGACGCUGGCCUCCACGAUUGGGGCCGAUGCCAACUUCGCUUCGGCUGUCAACGGUGCGGUCGAUAACUGUGCCCGUCAGAUCCAGAGCGAUCCGGCGUACAAUGUGGCACCGAUUUCGGCGUCCCCUGAUCGGGCCGGCUGCAGCUUCAUUCCGCAGGGUUUCCUCAACUGUCUGCACACGACGCUGUUCAAGAAUUGCCCGGCGGCGGUCUGGACCGAAAGCAGCGACUGUCAGGCGCUGAAGCAGAAGCUCGAUGGUGGAUGUCCCUACUUCUCGCAGCUUGGACGUGGACCAAAAAACUGAACGUAGGCCCACCACGCUGACGUACUCUG
Anopheles coustani is the source of this 629-nucleotide messenger RNA. RefSeq names its product general odorant-binding protein 67-like. The transcript is spliced from 4 exons. Lineage: Eukaryota; Metazoa; Arthropoda; Insecta; Diptera; Culicidae. Gene Ontology annotation, molecular function: odorant binding. The record is from RefSeq and is a predicted model, not a curated record. The coding region runs from base 1 to 600 and encodes 199 amino acids.